AUGUCUAGCGCUGAAAUCGAUGUGUCGAGCGUCUGCGGGGUGGCGCGAACCCCCGUUCGUUUGAAUUGGCUGCGAUAUUUGGGCGUCAGCCGGCAAUUUUUGUGGAAAGCAAUGGAUUCGGCGGAACAAAACUCUCCACGAAUGAAUGAUUCACAACUGGACGAGUCCAGUGGAGACGGCGCUGGACAAACGGCUUUUCCUCUAUCCCGUGUGAAGACUAUCAUUGCUACCGUUCCUGACGCUCUGCCUCCCUCGUCUGAAGCUUUAUUUUGUGUGGCCAAAGGAGCUGAGCUAUUUAUAGAGCAUCUAGUGAAAAGUGUCGCCAAACAAUAUGGUUCGAAUGUGGAUUACGAUGAAGUUGCCGAGUUUGUUCUAGAAAAUGAUGAAUUUGAGUAUUUACAUGAUUUUUUCCCGAGAAGGUUGACUUAUGAAGUGGCGCUUAAUAGAAUGAAAGCUCGAGAAGAAGAGUAG
This is a messenger RNA of Cylicocyclus nassatus, 471 nucleotides long. Lineage: Eukaryota; Metazoa; Nematoda; Chromadorea; Rhabditida; Strongylidae. The record is from the annotation of a GenBank genome assembly.